Messenger RNA from Prorocentrum cordatum, 220 nucleotides. Lineage: Eukaryota; Dinophyceae; Prorocentrales; Prorocentraceae. The record is from the annotation of a GenBank genome assembly.
GCGACCGCCAGUUGUCCGAUGAGCUUGGCCUCCUGCUUUGCCAGCCGCCGACGCACAUCGUGCAGCGCAUGGGCUCCAGGUCCCACAAUUUCCCCCGUGCUGCUCGCAUUGCUGGCGCGUCUAAUCUGUCGAUCGAUGAUUUGGUUGGUUUUGGGUGCGAAAUCGAAGAAGACCUCGAGGCCGCCGACAAGUUUUUCGCCAAGCUGUCGCGUGAGGACAG